GUACAGACAGGCUCUAAUUAACAUUAAAUGCAUUUAAGCUUCAGAAAACAAUGAUUCAAACUUGCCUCCAGGUUACAAUAACCAACGGUGCAGGAUUAUUAUACCUGCAGCUUGGCGCUGAAAUAGGUGAUGGCAUAUUACUGCAUGUGGAAAACAUUUCAUGUGGGAUUUCUUAGAUGAAAACAAGUUAUUUCUGGGCUGAAAAGGGAGUUUAAGAUGAAAAGAAACAGUCCCUGUGACGCUCCCCUCAUUUGUGUAAAUAGUCGCAGAAGCAAAUGGCAAAGAAAUGCGAUCCACAUAUAGAAAUGAUUCAGAUGAAUAUCCUGAAUGUCUAAAUAUCUCUCCUAGUUUGAAUAUCAAAUGUUCAGCAGCCAUGCAAGCGACAAAAUUCCCGUGAAGCCCAAGAUUCAAGCCGCCAGAGAAAAAGGCACUGGGACUAAAAUAUGUAGGAACUGGUGCUUGUGGGCGUGUGUCGUGUUUUAUGGCUCCUGAACAACUUGUGCAACUGGCUGUUUUACACCUCACAGCCCAUUUAUCGCAGGUUCCUUCAGUGGUAAAGCACCCAAGAAAUGCCAGGUCAGCCUGUCAAUUACUGCUUCAAAGCAUCUUUUCCGCAUAUAAAAUAAAUUAUUAAUUUGUUACAUAAGCAACAGCAGAACACGCAGUCUAUUCAGAGGUUUCCUGCUUAAAGUGGCGGUUAGGAUGCAGAUGCACAGAGCUGGGGAUGCAUUGAUGAAGCAGGUGUCAGAGUGGCGACUUUUCUGUGUGUGUCAGAGCCUCUCCUUGUUUUAUCACCAUCUUUUCCUCCUGGUUUUUCCUCUCGCAGUGGGGAGGGGAGGAGUGGGGGGGCGGUGGCAGAGAAAGGCGAGGUUCUGUUGUCAGAUCUGUCAGUCGAGCCAGCCUGGUCCCUCCCACCACUGUGGAGGCAUUACAUACUGCUGGUGCUCUUAGCAACCGUGCCUCAGCAACAGAGCCACGGCAGCAGCGUGCCGUGUCUCCCCAAUGGAGCUGCCAUUGGGCGGACCAGCUCUCAGGCACUACACCCAGAGCAGACCGAGACCCCACCGGCAAAAACUGAACUACCGUCCCAGCAGACCGCAGGAGACGAUAAUUGAGAGUGAAAAUGAAGUUCUUGAGCACAUGGGGCGAGUGGAUGAAGGCGUGGAGGAGUUCUUUACAAAGAAAGUACUUCCCACUGAUACGCUGACCAAGCAGGAUGAGGAAACUAUCACACAGCAAGAAGUGGCUCCUGCCAGCGCUGUCGCUCCCUGUCCUCCACCGACGAAAACUCUCAGGAGGAAACUGGGAGAUUUCUUCACCCUCAAGAGGAAGCGAGGUCUGAAGUCAGAGCCGAGCCAGGAGGGCCGCCCCAAAAAAGCCUCCAUCGCCGAUUUCAUCCGACCUCUUAGGGAGGUUGCCAGGUCAGAGAAAGACAAGGAGAAGGAGCGGGUGAAGGAGCACGACAAGGAGAAUGAAAAGGAUAAAGCGAAAGCUCAUCCCAGUGCCGUUACUGGAGAGGCAGCUGUUCAGGAGACGGAGGUUACCGGUGACGCGCCGCUGAGGGGCGAGGCAGCGCCUCCCCGCCGAGCUCUCAGGGAGGGGAAAUCCCAGUCGCUCAUUCUGCUGUCUGGAUCAGCGGCAGCAGGAGCUACCAAUGCCAGAAAUACCGCCAAGAAACAGUUUGAAGGCCAGCACAGCUUUGAGCAGAAACUCCACCUCAUGCUUCAGCGUAUUGGGGUCUCCAAGCCUCCUCCAGGAGACACACAGAAUCAAGAAGGAGAAAUGAAAAAGGCUGAAUCUGAAGGUACCAUCAUUGAUAAUAAACCUGAGCCACCCUCUACUUUCUCAAAACCUCGGACUAUGUCUGCAUCUUCAGACACCCGGCAUCAAAUUCGGGCAAGUCUGUCGGCACAUGAGGCAGCUGGGAAGCCUGCUCUGCUUCCAAAGCCAGUAAUCAAACCAGCUCCGCCUCCCGCAACAUCAGGCCGCAAUACGCCAGAGAACGAGCUAGCACAGAUUCAGGAAGCAGAGUCAAACACGCCCACUAAGCCCAGUCUGGCCGCUGCUCCGUCUGCUCCUGCUACCACCUCUUCUUCUGUACCGACAAUCUCUAAUUCAGUCCCUGACUCAGCCAGUGUCACAGUUUCCUCCUCAUGUACUGACACAGAGAUAUGCACUGACUCAGUGGACUCUGCUGCAGCAACUACAACACCUACCAGCAUUACAGCCAGUGACAGGAAAGCCUCAGUCCCUAUAUCUAGUUCUCCUGUCACUGAAGCUCCCACCUCCACAGUUACUAGCAUCUCUACCCCAUCUGAGCCCCCUGGCACAGCCUCAGCUACACCCACCACCUCAGAGUCCACAACCCCAAGUCCUUCAGUUACUUCCACCUCAAAAACAGAAACUACUUCUUCCAUCCCCACCCUGGAAACUGGUUCAGCUCCCUGCCAGCAGAGCCCAGUUUCUAAAACAGCAACAAAUCUACCAACUGAGGCAACUUCCCUGGAGCCAAAUGGUUCUCUCUCAGCUGCUGGAGGUGAUGUUUCUGUCAGCACCGCAGCUUCUUCUUCCUCCACCAGCGUGUCAGAUUCAGGCCUACAUACUCCACCCAGUACCUCUGUAGCUACAUGUCAUCCUCCCAAUUCUGGUGCAGUUACAACCGCAGAUACACACGGUGUCCCCGUUACUUCAGCCUCCCCUGUGACCCCAGCUCCCCUCCCUCCCACAGCUGAUGAAACCCUCAGCCCACCAUCCAGCGACCACAUGGACUCUGCCUCCUCUCCUGCCAUCGUCCAGUCAGACGCCCCCAUUUCUGCUCCCUCCACUUCUUCCAGUGACACGAACCCUACAGACACCGCCUCCACUGCUACCAGUUUAAACCGCGCAGACACCACUUCCACCAGCAGCUCGGCGGGCGCUGCUGCAAUUAGCUCCCCACACAUAACUGGGUCAGAUCCAGUCUUCACGAUUCCCCCUGACGGAGAGUUAAGUGCCACUCCUUGCCGCUUCAGCAGUCCAGCACCCCCUGAUGGUGAGUCGCACCAGGAUAAAGAUUUACAAACGCUGCAUGAGGAAGGGGGGGAAGGAGAAGGACCAGGAAAACCCACAACAGACACAUCAGUCAAUAAGCCUUCUGAGGAGGUCAAACAGACCAAAUCAGGUGAUUCUGAGGAGAAGAAGGAAGAUGCUCACGGCAAGAAGAAGAGCGAAAGUGACAGUGACAAACCACUGGUUGACAACGGUGAUGUAACAAGAAAAGAAGUGCAGGAAGAAAGUGUGAGAGCAGAGGAGAACGCCCUCUCUGAACCCGACCCGGGUGCAGAGGGUGAGAGGAGCAGAGACGACACAGUCAAUGAGGCUCAAGAGCAAGAGAAAACAAUGUCAGCAGGAGAUAAGUGAAAAAUAAUAAAGUCGCUGAACAUGGGACCAACAACUGUGACAGACAGGAGAGUUCACAGUAAAGGCUACGAGGGGUAAGGAAGGCUGGGGGAGAGAUUAUCAAUGGCACUUCCGACAGGGACCACCACAUUACUGCAGCACACCACUAAGAGUGGGCCACUGGACCAAAGAACUGAGAUCCUCUUGGUGUGAUGUAAUCAACAAAUCCAGCAGUGUCUUUGUCCUUUUUUUAACUUCUGUUGAGAUUUUGCAUUGCACGUAUGAUUAUGUACUAUAAGAAAACUAUUGUGGUAAAAUACAUGAUGUUUACAAAAGAUGGAAAAGAGACAUAGCUAUGACUAUUAAAUGGAUUAUUCAAUUCA
Molecule: messenger RNA, 3761 nt
Organism: Poecilia reticulata (guppy)
Lineage: Eukaryota; Metazoa; Chordata; Actinopteri; Cyprinodontiformes; Poeciliidae
Source: RefSeq, a predicted model, not a curated record